This is a messenger RNA of Ectocarpus sp. CCAP 1310/34, 1398 nucleotides long. The record is from the annotation of a GenBank genome assembly. NCBI's taxonomy places the organism in Eukaryota, Phaeophyceae, Ectocarpales, Ectocarpaceae.
GGUGCUUCCCCAUUUCGGUAGGAAAAUCCAUGCCGACCAUUGACAUUAAUUUGUUCCAUGCCUCCACUGGCCAUGUCAACGAAUUCUUGAUGCGUGAAACGGCCAAGCAGCAGGGCGUACGACUGGUGGGGGAGAUGCAGCCGUGUCUGGGCUGCGUGGAGGCGAAGGGCAGGCGGGCACCGGUGCCGCGGCGUGGCACCCGCGCGGCGGUACCGUUCGGCAAAGUCCAAAUCGACCUCACGGGCCCGUUCUCUGACGCGCUUGACGGCUCCCGGUACCUGAUCAUGUUCGUGGACAGCGCAUCGCGGUGGCAACGGGGGUACGGGAUGCGGACCAAGAGCGACACCCUGAAGUUCGUGCAGUGGUUCCUCGCCGACAUGAACGGCAUGGGCACUCCGGGGUGUUUCCGCGUGGACAACGGCGGCGAGUUCACCGGCUCCGCGUUCGCCUCGUUCUGCGACGCUGCUGGCAUUCGGCGCGAGUACACCACCCCCGACACCCCCAAGCAAAACGCGGUGGUCGAGAGCGCCAUAUGGUGCGCCAUGAAGUGGGGCCACGCCGCGCGCCGCCACAUCCUCGCCAUGGGCCACGUCGACCUCUCCUCCAUCCCCAACGUCGGCGUCAACGGACAUCGCCUGUGGCUCGCGUCGGCGCUGUGGGCAUCCGCCUGCUUCAAUCGCUCCGCGACGAAGGCCAACCUGGGCUGGAUGUCGCCGUUCGAGGCGUUCUUCGGCCGGAAGCCGCCCCUCACCAUCGUCCCUUUUUUCCAGGAGGGGAUAAUGCGCGUGAAGCGGGCCACCAAGGCGGACGUCCAAUCCUUGCGGUGCUUCUGCCUGCACGGCGCCAACAACCACUCGACGUCUACCGCCGUCGUUCUCGCGCUGACACCGGUCGCCUCGCCCGCACGAACAACGUCGUGUGGGUCAACCGCCGGGCAGGAGCGCCGGCGUCGGUGCCGGGCAUCGGGGGGGGUUCUUCGGUCACCGCGGCACCCUCGCCGGCCGCCGCCCCGGAUCCGAGUCUUGGAGGCCGUGGAAGCGGGGGGGCUGUGGGAGCUGGGGGGGGCGUGGAUUCCGGCGGAGGGGGGAAACCGCAGAUGUUCGCAAACGAUGUUCGCCACCCGCGAGGGUGUGGACGCCGCUAUUCGCUCCGAGCGCCCGCCCGAUAAGAUGCCGGACCUUCCUCACUGCCUCGCCAGCGACCUCCGCGUGCCGAAUACGUUCAAGGAAGCCAUGCGGUCUAAACAUUCAGUGUUGUGGGAUGAUGCAGUCGGUGGAGAGUUUUUCGGUUUGUUGGAUGCAGGAACUAGUCCGGUGUAGCAACCAGUAGAAUACGUCAUCAAUGCUAAGUGGGUCUUUAACUGUAAGGCAGACGAGUACGGAUGGCCGACGAACUUCA